GGGGGGGAAGAAAAGCAGAAUUACCAGUAGCUCUGGUUCUGCCGUCCCGGGCGCUCGCUUGCUCUCGCUCGCUCGCUCGCUCACGCGCGCACACACACACCUUUACCUGCACAGACUUGAAAGUCCAGUUUCACCAGAGAGACUGAGGCAUCUGGAAAAGGGGAGAGAGUUCAUUGGAUCAAACAUGUCACAAGAGACGGACAAUAAAAACCGGCUUGUGACUGUGGUGCCAAGUGAUGCUCCAUUCAAUACCAGGAGGGCUUACACGAGUGAAGAUGAAGCCUGGAAAUCUUAUCUGGAAAACCCCUUAACAGCAGCUACAAAGGCUAUGAUGAGCAUCAAUGGGGACGAGGACAGUGCAGCUGCUCUUGGAUUACUGUACGAUUACUACAAGGUUCCUAGAGAUAAAAGGGUGUUGUCUCUUAACAAAGUGAAUGAUAAUCAAGAAGACCAAGAUAAAAGAAGUUGCCUUUCCACCAGUGAAGCUCAGAGCAACUUGGCCAGCGGUGGGGAAAACAGAGUCCAGGUUUUGAAAACAGUGCCGGUGAACCUUUCUCUGAAUCAGGAGCAGCUGGAGACUUCGAAAAGGGAGCAGUUCAGUUCCAGCGUAUCCGGAAGCCCUACUUCCAUUUCUGUGACGGGGGUGAUGGUGGUGAAAGCAGAAGAGUACACCCCUGUUUACGUGGCUCCAUCAGCGCAUUACGCAAGGGGAGAAAAUGAGGAGCACCGGAGCGUUAUAUUUGAGCAUGCGCAUUACGAGGUGCCCAGCAUCAUGCCCCCUUCAGCCUACCUGAAAGAUGACCAGCGGAGCACUCCCGAUAGCACUUACAGUGAAACUUUCAAAGAUGGAGGGGCAGAGAAAUACCGCAGUGGAUCUGUGGGGCCUGAGGAAUACAUUUAUGAACAAACAGCCAACAGCACAUUCCGUUAUACUUUGGAAGCGACCAAAUCCCUGCGUCAAAAGCAAGGAGAAGGACCGAUGACGUACUUAAACAAAGGGCAGUUCUAUGCCAUAACUCUGAGCGAGACUGGAGACAACAAAUGCUUCAGACAUCCCAUCAGCAAAGUCAGGAGUGUGAUCAUGGUUGUGUUCAGCGAGGAUAAAAACCGCGACGAACAGCUGAAGCAUUGGAAGUACUGGCAUUCUCGGCAGCACACAGCAAAGCAAAGGGUCCUUGACAUUGCUGACUACAAGGAGAGCUUUAACACAAUCGGGAAUAUAGAAGAAAUCGCUUAUAAUGCCAUAUCUUUUACUUGGGAUGUCAAUGAAGAAGCAAAGAUUUUCAUCACGGUGAACUGCCUGAGCACAGACUUCUCUUCUCAGAAAGGAGUCAAGGGGCUUCCAUUGAUGAUUCAGAUUGACACGUACAGCUACAAUAAUCGCAGCAAUAAACCUAUCCAUCGUGCCUUCUGCCAGAUCAAGGUUUUCUGUGACAAGGGAGCCGAGAGGAAAAUCCGGGAUGAAGAAAGGAAGCAAAAUAGGAAGAAAGCAAAAGGCCAGCUGUCGCAACCUCCGUGUAGUAAUGCUGAAGGGAAACUGAGCACCGUCCCACUCCAGAAGAAGAGCGACAUCACCUACUUCAAAACCAUGGCUGACUUGGACUCGCAGCCGGUUCUCUUCAUACCAGACGUUCAUUUUGGGAACCUGCAAAGAGCUGGGCAGGCUUACUAUAACACAGAUGAUGAGCGAGAAGGUAGCAUCUUGGCUAAAAGGAUAUUCCGGCCAGUAGAAGAAGACUUCAGCUCACCACCGCUGAAGCAAAUAAAAGAAGAAGGAACAAAAAGAGUGCUGCUUUACGUGAGGAAAGAGGCUGACGAAGUGUUUGAUGCUUUGAUGUUAAAAUCGCCCACUGUAAAGGGACUAAUGGAAGCGAUUUCUGAGAAAUACGGUCUUCCAGCUGAAAAGAUUACAAAGCUGUACAAGAAGAGCAAAAAGGGGAUUUUGGUAAAUAUGGAUGAUAACAUCAUUGAACAUUAUUCCAAUGAAGACACGUUCAUCCUCAACAUGGAGAGUCUGGGGGAAGGCUACAAGGUCACGUUGACGGAAAUCUAGCCCAGAUCAGAACGCAGCCUAGUGAAGUCAUAGCAUUUCACCCUCAUCUUAAGGAAGGGGACCAUUCUUCUAAAGCCCUGAUGACUCACGGAUGCCAAGAAGAGAGGCUGUUACAAAACUCCACUGGAAGCGAGGAAACAAGCCCAGUUGUCAUUGACCAGUCCGUUCAAGAUGAACUAACAUACCUUUACAAAGUUCCUUAUUUAUUGCUCCUCACGCUGCAAUCUGUACAUAGCAGACUGCGGACAUCGCCUCUCGCCACCGCAGGGGAGAAACGGUGACUUUUUAAAAAAGAGUUAAUGUGGAAGAAAAUGAAAUUGUGGAAUUGCAUUAGUUCACCUGGGACUUAAUAGUUAAAAUUGAAACUUUCAAGAAUAAGUUGCUUGAAGAUUUGAUCUUCUAAUCCAUGGCAAGGAAAGUGGCCGAUCAUGUUCACUGGUACAAAACUACCAGCAAACAAAUGUGUAGGUGUAGGUUAGCCAUAUCCUUCCCAGCACAGGGCAAUUGAGGACUGUCAGUAAGGGACUUGGAUGGCGUGUCAUUUGUAAGUAAAGCACCAUCCAUUUUUAACCUUUGUAUAUAAUGUUUAUAAUAUGUAAUAAUAUAUUUUUCCUACCUGUGUGGAUGUGUUUACUGCCACUCUUGUUUCUAAUCCUGGGAUUAGAAGCUGUCAGGCAACUCUCGCUGAGGAGAGAGAUUCUGCCAUUAGCUAUUCAGUGACGUUUCCAUACAUACCUUUUCUUGAGUGGCUUCUCCAGCAUCCGUAUUAGAACGUUAAAAUUCUCCUUCCAGUGGCACACCCGACAUUUGCACCACCAGCUUGUGGGUCUCGUUCACCCUCCCGUGCCCAUUUCUGUUCAAGGAUACCACAUUGUCUUCCAGUUUCCGAAUGAUUUGUCUUCUGGUUUCUGAAAUAUUUAUGCUUUCUUUGCACCCUUGGAUUUCAUCCUUUGGUCUUCUGCAUCCUUGUUGGAUGAGACCCUCCAUUUUCUGCAGGCAGCGAGAACUGAGGCAGUGCCAGUACCACCAACACUCUCCUCCCUCCAUGCCUGCUUCCGAUUCUGAGUUUGGGCUUUCAGAAGAUAUAUCUCCAUUCAGCUCACCUCUUCCUUGGGAGCCUCUGGCAAACUGGAGCCAAGCCUAAACUGAGCCAGAAGGUCUUUAUUAUUAUUAUUAUUAUUAUUAUUUAUAGCAAGUCAUAAAAACAUGAAACCGUAGAGCUGGAGGUCAUCGAGUCCGGCCUGUUGCUCAUUGCAGGAUCUGCAUGCAGCUUGCUAGGUGCAACUACAACAUCUGCAACAGAUGGACAUCUUUGAUUCUAUCCUCCAGCAAAGGAGAACCCACCACUUCCUGAGGCAGCCUGUUCUGCAGCUUGUCCUAUUAGGAAGCUUCUUCGAAUGUUCAGCUGAAAUCCAGUUCCCUGCAAUUCCCACCCGUUGCUCCUAAUCCUGCCGUCCGGAGCAGCAACAGAGUUCAACUCUGCUCCCUCUUCUUCAUCACAGCCCUUCAGGUAUUUGAAGACAGCCAUCGUGUCCCCCCCUUAAUAGGUGGGUGGAUUUGGUUCAGCAAACACUGUUCGAGACCAGCUGAGCAGGUGCUUGCUGGUUCAUCUUUUCUUUUUUAAAUGAAAUCAAUGAAUAGCCAAGAUCCCCAUUCGCACAGUGUACAAAUUUCAGGCACAGAUUUGGGGAUGCACUCCGCAUGCAUGUAAAUGGUGCCAAGAAAGGGAAUCUGGACACCUCUGGUCAUGAUGGGGAUGGGUGACAUGUGCCUGAAGAGGCAUCUUUCUAUCCCUCCCAUCCUCAGAAGAGCUGAUCUAGGGAACUGCAGUUUGUUGCAGUUGAAAAAGGAUGCAGCCUAUGCUCCCAUGCCCUGGUGACUCACCUCAGCUUCCCUGCCCCUUGUUCAGCUCCUUUAAUCUUUGCUGUCUCCUUUCCCUGCCCUUCUGACACUCCCCCAACCCACCUCAUCCCUAGUUGCCAUUCCCUUGCCCAUUCAACUUCCCAGGAGUUGUGGCAGGAAGGGAACAAAUUUCUUGGAUGAAUGGAUCCUCUGCUCAUUUUGAUGAAUGUCCUUGUGCCCCCUGAUGGGUCUCGCUGUAAAUGUAAAAAUGUACAUACGCCUCCCUUGACUUUGGUCUGAAUGUACAUAUCAAGUCCUGACUCUAUAGACUUUGUUUUUGUAUGAUCAUAUUACUCAGCCUGUCUUAAUCGGUAUGUAGUAGACAUUUUUUUCAUUGCACUUCCAUCCAUGGGGCUGCUGGGAAUGGCCAGAGAUUGGUAGCAAAACGUGGUUUGCUUGCAUAAGGUCAAAGAGUUGAUUGCCCCUAUUUCCAGCAGUGCUUCUGGCUGAAACCCUGGAGACUUGCUGCCAGCCAGUGUUGGUCAGCCUUCUUCAACCCAGGACUACAACUCUCAUCAUCCCUAAGCCAGCUAGGAAUGAUAGCACUUGCAAUCCAACACCUGGGGGCCUGAGAUUGAGGAACUGUAGAUACUUAGCAGCUGGACUCUGUUUAAGGCUUUUUAAAGGCAACCCUGAGAUUAUGAAAUAGGAAUCUGAGAUGAAACCCUGUAAUUUGUUUAAUAACUUUGGAAAGCAAAUGUAGUUCAAGCACUCCUUUGAUUGGGAUAGUCAGAGCUUCAAAGAGUGAGGUUCCUUGCUCAAGCAAAAUGGUGCUAUGGAGAGGAAUGUUUCUUAAAAGGUUUCUGGUAUGUAAAUUAACUUGACCUAAAUUUCAGGAGUGUUUGCUUCUGCCGAUACUCUCUUAGCAGCUUAGUCCUUUUCUAUUUCUUCAAAGUUUCAAAUGUUACAGGAAAAAUGCCAAACGUUGCAUUAUGAGAUGCAUGCAUUUUUUUAAAAAAAAACUUUUGUUCAAUGGUUUUAAGGUCAAUUUAUUUUGGUCACAAUCUUGCAUUUCUGAGUUCCACCAAUAUUGAUUCUUAAAGGGGGAGAGGAGCCAGAACAGUUGUCCUAAAUCUGCACUGUAUGCAAAAUGCAUGAGAGAAUAAACACCCUCUUCAUUUGUGUAUACUUGCAUAAGCAUGUAUGUCCCUUAUAGUCAUGUAAAGCUAUGCUGACUGAUAUAUCUGAAGUGAAUAACAUGCUGAUUUAGCAUUGCUUCAGAAUCAAUUGAGCUUACGGAGCCAUUUUUACAGCAAACUGAUAAUUCACUGCCAAACUGCCUGGCAGAGUGAAAAUCAAGAAUUGCAUUCUUCUUCUUCUUCUUUAUGCCCAUCAUGGAGUGAUAGGUAAAAUUGCACCUGUUGAACAUUUCUUGGUGGCUGGCAAAGGCACAGCUCCCGAUGUUCUAUGUAACCAUGGUGUUGCCAUGCAACCCAGAAAGAAAUGAUAACUUACCCCUUCUGUUCUGUGGUUUAGCACUUAAGCAUAAUGAUCAUUCCAAAGCAAUGAUAAAAGUGGGCUUUCAGACUUUGUUUUGGGGAGCCAAUGGGAUCCCUUAGAAGCUUGGGUAUCUUCAAGCAGUCCCCAAGGGCCAAUUGGGUAGCUGUCCUUCCAUUAAUUACCUCAAACAAUGGGUAGCCUUAGAGGAAGAUCAGGUGUGUGCGUAGGUUUGCUCUCAGAUCACCGGCCUCAGAACCAUUUACUGGUGUUGAGGGGUAAAUCUUCAUGAGUACCUUGGCAUGCCAGACAUUUUAGAAAGGUGAAAAGUUUGAAGAAGGCCACAUAACAAAAAUCACCCUUACUGCUAUCUUCUGAAGUAAAGCUCUACACUGUGAAGACUGUGUCUGUUUUUUGAGACUGGCUGGUGCCCCCUUUAUCUAUCCAGAGAUAAAUAUUGUUGUAUUUAAUGAGGUUAGCCCUCUGUGCCUUUCUAGUCAAUAAGGGCUAGAAACUUAGGUGUUUGUUUGUUUUUAGAGAGGAAAGAAAACUCCCUAGUCCUAUAUAAGCUGCAUUUGUAUAAGAAUUGCAGAGUGAUAACACUCCAUCACAGGCUGCAAUUACAUGUAGAUGUUCUGCUUGUCCAUCCACUGAUAUGUAACUAAUAUUGACAUGGCUAUAACAAUUACUAGGGUAUUAAGGCCUGCUUCAGUCCUCUUCCUAUACACACAUUUUAAAUAAAUCACAUAGAGUCUACCUAGCCUACCAAUUUUUUAAAAAUCAUAUUUUACUUUUGAUGGGCAUAAAAGAAGAGGGAGCUUUUACCAUCUUUCAUUGUUGCUAACAAAUGUCUGUUCCUAAACAUAAAUGACUUAGAUAUGUACACAGAACCAUGUGAUUUAUGAAUUAAGCCAUUUCCCCCAGCACUUGGUCCUGUUGUUCUGAUCUCUGUAGACCAGUUGGAAGGUUGCAAAAUUAACAUAGCUGCUUGAGUUUUUAUUAUUAUUAGAGAGGAAACUGAAAAGCGGUUGUUAUGGAUUCAAUCAGCAACAUCAUGCAGAACUGGAAAUGAAUAGACUUGUUUAAAGUUUUUAAAAGUGUGCAGCCAUGUAAAAUGUUUGUUUUUCUUGUAACCCUUCCCCUUCCCUGCCUCCCCUCAAUGUUUCUCCCAGAUUAGGGUGACAUGAUGCAAACAGGAGGAUUUGUUUGUGCCAAAAAAUAAAUAAAUCUGUGCAUAGUUCCCAUUAGCUGGAAAGCUAGAAAGCUCCAUGUAUAAACACUGUGUGCUAUUUUAUUCUAAGAAAACUAGUUUGUGUAACUUAAUAGUUUUUUUGUAAAUGGGAGAGGGAAAUCUAUAAACAUACAGGUUUAUUUUAUUUUUUGUACAUUUUUAAGAGGGAAAGAAAUAAAUAUUCGUAAGAUAUAA
Molecule: messenger RNA, 6818 nt
Organism: Podarcis muralis (Common wall lizard)
Lineage: Eukaryota; Metazoa; Chordata; Lepidosauria; Squamata; Lacertidae
Gene: GRHL2
Product: grainyhead like transcription factor 2
Biological process (GO): regulation of transcription by RNA polymerase II; brain development; neural tube development
Cellular component (GO): nucleus
Molecular function (GO): RNA polymerase II cis-regulatory region sequence-specific DNA binding; DNA-binding transcription activator activity, RNA polymerase II-specific
Source: RefSeq, a predicted model, not a curated record